Messenger RNA from Physella acuta, 858 nucleotides. RefSeq lists its product as uncharacterized. Gene Ontology annotation, cellular component: adherens junction. Gene Ontology annotation, biological process: homophilic cell-cell adhesion; heterophilic cell-cell adhesion. The record is from RefSeq and is a predicted model, not a curated record. NCBI's taxonomy places the organism in Eukaryota, Metazoa, Mollusca, Gastropoda, Physidae.
UUGAGUAUGACAAUGAUCAUUAGCAAUGUAAAUUGUUCGGAUGAAGGAAAUUAUCACUGUAUUGUUCAUAAUUUAUUUUCAACGGGGAGUAACCAAACGCAAGCUCUUUACAUCAAAGUCCCUCCUAAACUACCCGUUCUAACUAGUGUACCGAGAACUGUCAUUGAAGGAUCUUCUAUAAAUGUCACAUGCAAAGCUAAUUUAGGUCGGCCGGGCAAAGGAACAAUACGGUGGGAAUUUUACAGUAAUGGACUCGAGGCCAAUAUCAGCACACAAAUUACAUCAAGGAAUCUGACCCUGCUGCCAGAAGAUGACCCAUGCACUCGACGCUGGGAGAGUAGAAUAAGUCUAGUGGCCAACAGAACCUUCCAGAACCUAAGCCUGGCCUGCUAUGUUGUGAACACAGACUUCCCAGUGACACAACCCGGAUGUUCCAGUGUUAACUUCUGUAGUCGGACAGACAACAUCACUAUAAUGAGUGGUGACAUCAUUGGCAUUAUUGUCGGAAUCGUUGUUGGUUUAGUCGUGGUGGUUGCAGUGUUAGUUGUCGUCUGUCUUUGGUUCAAAAACAAAGCUUCACGGCCGUCUGGACGUACCCAAAACGCGACGAUCGGCAGCAGUAUGGUAAAUGCGCCAAGGCGCAUGUACGAAAACGUAAAUAACAACAAAUCUCCGAGCGUCAUGACCACAGUGAACUAUGUAAACUUAGCGGGAAACGCUGGUGGCGCUAACCAUUAUGACGUACCGGAAACAGAAACAGAAAAUGUGUAUGUGGAGGUGGACGACACAGCGGAGGAAACGCCCGUCUACGAAGGAACGUUUUUCAUCACACAAAACUCUUCUGUUCUAACAGAGUAG